This is a messenger RNA of Cyclocybe aegerita, 1116 nucleotides long. NCBI's taxonomy places the organism in Eukaryota, Fungi, Basidiomycota, Agaricomycetes, Agaricales, Hemipholiotaceae. The record is from the annotation of a GenBank genome assembly.
AUGGACCCAUCAGAGAAGUACAACUGGCAGCACACAGAGCAACUUUCCAUCCUCAAGGCGAACUACCUUAGCACAAGGCUGCAAACUGCCAUUGCUACUUUGGUGAAAAAUUGCAAUGACCAUAACGCACCUAAUGUGUCCAACUUUAUUGAAAUGGAACUUAAAAUGAAUUUGCUGCAUUUUGGAUGGACGGUGCUCAUGGGUUUCAAUGUGCGCCAGCCGGCAUUUCUGCAGGACCUGUUGAUCUCCUUCUGGCCAUCCAACUGGCCAGUAUCUGAAAAAUAUAUGGCCAUCGAUCACGCAAUAGCCAACCUGUAUGUGGAUUUUGAUCCCCUCAUUGACGAGCCCCUUGUAGAUGAGGUAGACCGAGCUGGGACCUACUAUUGGUGGACUGGAGAGGGUUCGGCACCCACCUGCACCACCAUUGACAUCCACUUCCAGGAAUGGGUGAUGGAUUACAUCAAUGCUGGGCGCUACCCCUCCACAGGUUUCAUUUCCGAUCCCACCAACCUCCCCAUGCUGCAGCAUCUGGCACUUCCUUUGGAGGCGCUGUGUUUGUGUUUGCUGGCUCAGGCAACCAGCAGUGGCAAACCCAUCACCAUCCACCCUCCAGUCCUUCCAGAGGCUAGUCGCACAGCAGCUCCCUCAAUUGGACCUUAUAACACUUUGUCCAAGGGCGCCAUUGCUCUCGUACAAAGUCGAAGAACCUCCUGUACUUGUACCCACACCUGCGGCUGGUCAGAUCCCCUCCCUCCUCUUUAUGUGUCCACCCCAAUGCUCCCUGCUGGUGACAUUUGGGAGCUGCUGACAGAGGCAGAAGAACUCUCUAGCUCCACCUCCGCUGCCAUUGUGAGGCAGGCUGACACCCUCAGCUUCCUUUCCUGGCAACAUGCAGCAUGGACAGCACUUUGUAACCAGUAUCAGGCAUCAGAGGGGACGAUCAUUGACCCAGAAGUUGGCCAGCACCCCUUCUCUCCUGCGGCCAAUUGGCACCUUGAUUCUUCCCCUUCUCCACUACCUUGCACCCCUCCUGGCCUCAUUCGCAGAUCACCCAGUCUCGAAUUCAUUGAAUCAAGUAGCAGCAAUGGCAUCUGUAGCUGCCAUCCUGAAGUAUAA